Molecule: messenger RNA, 748 nt
Organism: Zingiber officinale
Lineage: Eukaryota; Viridiplantae; Streptophyta; Magnoliopsida; Zingiberales; Zingiberaceae
Exons: 2
Coding region: 194-361 (55 amino acids)
Source: RefSeq, a predicted model, not a curated record
UUCACCGGCAAAAUUGCGAACAAAUCGGCAACGGCGACGACGAAGACGAAGACGAAGACGAAGACGACAGUUGCUACCACCGUUUUCUCUCUGCUUCACUUUUCUUGUGUGCAUUCGCUACUCCGCUGCCCUGCACAGUCGAUCGCCCAGACGAAAACGUAGUCGAUCGAUUUCUCGGUUCAAAGCAGGUAAUAUGGGGAUAAUCAGAAGCAGUUUCUUCUUUCUAGUAGGGACUGGUUGCGGAGUGUACGUUGCCCAGAAUUACAAUGUCCCAAACAUAAAGAAACUCAUAAAUACAUAUAUGUUUGUGGCAAAGCACAUUGAAGAAUCCUACAGGAAGCCUAAGAAAGAUGACGAUUAGCCGGCAUAAAAGUAAUCUUUUCCUUGGCGUUGAUUUCCCAAAUAUCCAUGGACCCCUUAGCUGAAGAAUGGUUGAAGAUCACUACAUUUAGCUGAUCAUGAUUUGACAAGAUAAUAUACUUGCACCUUUAUCUUUCUGAUGGAUAACAGCAUUUGUGCUAUAGUAUGCUUCAUUCAACCUAUUGUUGCAGAAUUUGCUUGACAUAUAUUAAUAAUUCAGCACAGCAACAUACUUUGCACGGAUGAAGAAUUUGAGCUUCACGCUGUAAAAUUAACAUUUCUUGUGAAUUUCAUAUGAACUUGCUAUGCAUUGAUCGCAAUUUGAAAUUUAGCAGUGGUUUAGCUCCUCAUUUAUGGAUGAAUGCUAUCCAUUGCAAACUUUUCCCCA